This is a messenger RNA of Glossina fuscipes, 2651 nucleotides long. RefSeq names its product spermatogenesis-associated protein 20. The record is from RefSeq and is a predicted model, not a curated record. The coding region runs from base 141 to 2636 and encodes 831 amino acids. Gene Ontology annotation, biological process: carbohydrate metabolic process. The transcript has 5 exons. Lineage: Eukaryota; Metazoa; Arthropoda; Insecta; Diptera; Glossinidae.
UAUAAUUCUUAUAAACGAUAUAAUUCUUGUAAAAAAUCGAAUUAACCAAUUGUUAUUGAUUUUUAAAAUUUUGACACGGAAGUGAAGUUGGAUUCGACAGCACAAGUGUUUUAUAUGAAUUGAAAGUUCACAUAUUUAGUAUGUUUAAAAAUAUUUGUCGUUCACACACAAAUAAUUUGAUAAGAACGAGAAUAUUUGGUAAUGUUCAACAUUUAAUUCGUAGCACCAGCAGUCUAUGUAUAUCUACAUCAACUCCGUUAAUUCAUCAUCAUAGUUACAGUUCGCCAAUUCAGUUAAAUUUAACUCACCUUUGGAGCAAAAACGAUAGAAUACGCAGCAUGUCUAGUGACGAUACAAAAACUGGUGAAUUGCCAUCGACUAGUGCUUUUGAAGUAAAAAGGCAUAUAUUUACAAAUCGCUUAGCUCAAGAAAAAUCUCCUUAUCUCCUGCAACAUGCUCACAAUCCAGUUGAUUGGUAUCCAUGGGGCGAUGAAGCCAUUGAGAAGGCGAAACGUGAGAACAAAUUAAUCUUUUUAUCUGUUGGUUAUUCGACUUGCCACUGGUGCCACGUUAUGGAGCAUGAAUCUUUCGAAAAUGAAGCGGUAGCCGACAUUAUGAAUAAGAACUUUGUUAAUAUAAAAGUGGAUCGUGAAGAGAGGCCAGACAUCGAUCGCAUCUACAUGCAAUUUGUACUAAUGAUGAAUGGCAGUGGAGGAUGGCCUAUGAGUGUUUGGUUAACUCCGGACCUGGCUCCAAUUACUGCGGGGACUUAUUUCCCACCAAAUGAUCGCUGGGGUAUGCCCUCAUUUACCAAUGUUCUGACAACGAUAGCGGAUAAAUGGAACAAAAAUCAAGCCGAAUUGAUAGCUACCGGACUAGAAGUGAUCGAAGUGCUUCAGCGGACUCUAAGUGAAAAGACAUCGGAGGCGACCUUUGAGGAGGGCAGUUCGCAAGCUAAAGUCGCUGAAACUUUGCGCAUUUUUGAACUCCGUUUUGAUGAGGAAUAUGGUGGUUUUGGUUCACACCCGAAAUUUCCUAAAGUGCCGCGUCUUAAUUUUCUUUUCCACGCCUAUAUCGUAAGCAAACAGAAAAUUGCUUUAGAUAUGGCAUUGCAAACGUUGCGUUGCCUGGGAAAAGGUGGCAUUCAUGAUCACAUUUUCGGGGGAUUUGCUCGCUACUCAGUUGAUCGCAAGUGGCAUGUACCGCACUUUGAAAAGAUGAUUUAUGACCAGGGCCAGUUAAUGGCAGUUUAUGCUGAUGCUUACAAAGUGACCCGCGAUAAUUCCUUUCUUGAUUAUGCUGAUGGGAUCUAUAAUUAUACGAAUGCAGACUUACGACAUCCACUCGGUGGCUUUUACGCGGGCGAAGAUGCCGAUUCUUUACCAAGCGCAAAUGCAACGAAAAAAAUUGAAGGUGCUUUCUACGCUUGGACAUUCGAUGAAAUAAAACAAUGCAUAAAUGACAACAAAGAGUUACUCGUAGACUGCGAGAAAGGAGACGUGGAAAAGAUUUUCAAUAUCUACGCCCAUCAUUACGAUCUGCGUGAAAAUGGUAACGUUGAACCUACCAGUGAUCCUCACGGCCAUUUGACGGGCAAAAACAUAUUAUUUGUCGGAGGUUCCAUUGAGAAAACGUGUGAAAAAUUUGCUCUGGAGAAGGACAAUCUUAAACGAUUGCUAACGCUUGUUAAUAAGAUGCUCCUUGAGAAGAGAAAGCAGCGUCCACGGCCACAUCUUGACACAAAAAUCAUUUGUUCUUGGAAUGGCUUAGUCUUGACUGGUUUGUCGAAAUUGGCGGAUUGCGAUAGUGGAAGGCGAAAGGAAUACCUGUCAACAGCUGCACGACUAAAGGAAUUUUUAUACACUCAUCUUUAUGAUAAAGAAACAAAAACUUUACAACGGUCCUGUUAUGGCUUAGGGACAAACGACGAGAGUAUAUUACAGCAUGUAGAAAAGGAACGCAUUGAAGGCUUUCUGGAUGAUUAUGCGUUUCUAAUCAGAGGCUUGUUGGAUUUUUACAAAACCAGCUUAGAUGGAACGGCUCUAAAAUGGGCCAAAGAGUUGCAAGAAACACAAGAUUCACUGUUUUGGGAUAAUGAUAAUGGAGCGUAUUUUUACUCUCAAGCCAAUUCACCGAAUGUAGUAGUGCGCUUGAAAGAUGAUCAUGACGGUGCCGAACCAAGCGGCAAUAGUAUGGCAGCCUAUAAUCUUCUUUUACUGGCUCAAUAUUAUAAUGACGAGAACUAUAGCAAACGUGUCGUACGUAUGUUUGAAUUUUUUGCCGAUCAAAAACCAUUCGGUUAUGUUUUACCGGAAAUGCUAUCAUCUAUGAUGCUUCAAGAUAACGGCUUAGAUUUAGUCGCUGUAGGUCCUAAAAUGGAGUUAACACAAAAGUUCGCAGAGAUAUCACGUAAAUACUAUAUACCUGGCAUGGUCUUAGCUGAGAUUGAUCCACAGGAACCAGAAAUGCAAGUUUACAACCAAUGUAUUUUAGAUAAAUACAAAAUGAUUGAUGCACACCCAACUGCAUAUUUAUGCCAUGGGGGAGUAUGUCGCAUGCCCAUUACAGAUCCAGCUAAGUUGGAGGAUGAACUCUCACAGAUUUUUCUUAGAAUACCCAAUAAUCAGUCACUUUAAACACCUAGGGUUUAU